AUGGGUCAAUGCUUGGACGCUGGAAGCACGGUGGCCUAUACUGCUGGCUGUUCCUCACUGGUGCUAACAUUUAUUUCGACCAUUGUCUGUGCUAAAUGUAUGCGGCGACUCGGCCCUGACGACACGAAAACUAGCCUUAUUCUGUUUGUCGAUAUGAUAUUCGGCGCCAUAUGCUGCAUGGUCCUGGUAUCUUUGAUAUCUAUUUUUGCUUAUAAGAGGGAGCAGAACGCUUUGCUUUUCCGUUGGCCUUGGGGGCAUCUGAUAUUAAUCGGCUGGAUUCUGUUGGCGACCAUCAUAUUGACCUGUGCCACCAUUCGGGAAACCCGUGGCCUACGUUCACUUCACGGUCCUAACUCUAAAGGCAACUUUACAGGACUGUUCCGUGGAUGGAUAAGUUUAUGGGCGCUUUCUGCAGGUUGCCAGGUCACGUUCUAUGCAUUACUGCUCUGCCUCAACCGCCCUGUGCGGCAGGAGCAAACUGGCACUUUCUCAAUAUCCUGUUCCGGCUUGGAUCAACGUUCGCCGUCUGCCCUCGAGAACCUUCGUUUGCAAAAAGCCGUACAUUUUCAUGGCAAAGAGUCCGGGAGCACCAGGGAUGUGGACUCUACGCAUAGCUCGAACGAACGACACGACCCUUUUGAACAGUGGGAGGUUGAUUGCAAGAUCCCGGAAACACUGAGCUCGCUCCAGGGGCCGAUGUCACACCCAUCCAAGGUCCGUUCUCCCGCAUCGGAGAACCAUAUUCUAUUCUGGCCUGAUACUCCACCUCCUAUAACCCCGCCGACGCUGGGGGUUUCAGCUGCAGCACCACAGACGACAGGUCGGAUCAUCAGUAUGCAAACGCUGCCUCGGAUCAGAGAUAACGGUUCCACAUGUUUGAGUAGGCCGCUUUCUCGCUCUAGGUUUCCUUUGGAGAAUAACAUUAUUCGGGGACAGGAUGAAAAGGACGCUGAGAACGAAAGGGAUGUACAUGAAUCAUUUUCUGGACAGUCGAUACCGCCUUUUGUAUUGCAAGCAGGUCUUCGAAGAAGUUUACUUGAUUACGAGAAUCGGACUACGACGGGACAUCAGAUAUACCACAUGUGCUACACACCGCAUUUCAUUAAGCAGAAAAGUAACAUCCUGCCGAUUGUUUGCUGCAUUCAUCCUGUCUAA
Blastomyces gilchristii SLH14081 is the source of this 1155-nucleotide messenger RNA. RefSeq lists its product as uncharacterized. The record is from RefSeq and is a predicted model, not a curated record. Bases 1 to 1155 code for a protein of 384 amino acids. The transcript is spliced from 2 exons. Lineage: Eukaryota; Fungi; Ascomycota; Eurotiomycetes; Onygenales; Ajellomycetaceae.